CGAGCCCCAUUCAUAAGGGGUAAGAGUACCAGCAACACCCCCAUCGAGAGGCACUGGAAGGACGUUGGGGAAAAAUUCACGCAGAAGUACUCUCGGACCUUCGCUCACCUCGAAUGGAGCCACGAUCUCGAUGCAGACGAUCCCAUCGACAUCUUCUGUUUGCAUCAUUGCUUCCUCCCCCUUCUCAACCUCACCAUCUCCACGCAUAUCCUCGCUCACAAUCAGCACAAGAGCUCCACCAAAGGGGAGAAACAUUGGAGCCCGAACAAGAAGUGGCUCGAUGGCAACCUCAGGGCUCAGCAGCGAGGCAUGAAUCUCCAUCUGUUUCCGCAAGACUUUCAGCCGGGAGAC
This is a messenger RNA of Filobasidium floriforme, 351 nucleotides long. RefSeq lists its product as uncharacterized. NCBI's taxonomy places the organism in Eukaryota, Fungi, Basidiomycota, Tremellomycetes, Filobasidiales, Filobasidiaceae. The record is from RefSeq and is a predicted model, not a curated record. The transcript has a single exon. The annotation marks the transcript as partial.